UUUAGACUACAUGUUAUCUAAAGUGAACAGUGUUUGUCAAAUUAUCAUCUGAAUCUAUUAUAAGUACGCGAUAGCCCUUACUGUGGCGAAAGGCUCCUGCCAACAACAGAAAUCUAGAUAUUUUUAACGCGUUCCAGAAAAACUAAUUGUUCAGGAAAUGAAAUCGCACAUCGCGUUUUUCCUGGAGUUUGUCGCCAUCGUGCCUUUCCACGGAAUUCAAGCUUCGAUCCCAAAACUACCAGUAGCCUUCUGGCCAUUUGAUGACGCCAACCUGGGCAAUGACGUCAGCGGCAAUGGUCACCACGGUGUUCUUUAUAACAUCAGUCUAGCACCAGGCCCAUAUGGCGAUGACAGAGCUUUGGGGUUCUCAGCAGCCGACGGUUCUUACAUUAUGAUUCCGAACAAUGGGGGUUUGGACGUAAGGAACAGAUUUACAUUAGUUUUCCUUAUGUUCCCAGAGAGUAAUGCGUUGCAAACUUUAUUUGAAUACAGAGUGAUUCAUCGUUAUGGGCUUCAUGUUAUGCAGCACCCAACGGGAACAUCGUUUUGGACAAACGUGGUGGAAAAUCCAUCGCUGAGAGAACAUCCUAUAGAACUUAAGAAUGCGUUCACGUUGAAUACUUGGCACAAAGCAUUCGUUCGGUAUGACUAUGACUCGGGAAAUCUAGACAUAGGGGUGUCGACGUUAGCCCGCCCGCUGACUGUGGGUAACACCGCAAAUAUUGGCUCAAUUAGUGCUUCGACCAGCGGCACGCUUGAUUUAGGUCGGAGGAUGAUUUAUCCUAAUCGGUACCAGGGGCGACUUGCGUGCGUGCAGCUGUUCGGUACGCCCUUGAGCUUGAGAGAGGUGGAGGACGCCUUAGCUCGAUGUAAACCGGAGUACAAACAAGAUCGAAUGUUGCACAAGUGGCCGACAACAUCACUGAUUCCUAGCCCCGCCGUUGUCCACCAUGUUGCAAGCCUGAUCCAUUGCUCUGCCAAGUGCUUGCGAGCAACAUGCCGCAAUCUGGCUUACAGGAGAGAGAACGGGACGUGUUUGCUGGGACACGGGUUUGGCCUGAAGGAGGUGGAAGAUUCUGGGUUUGUGGUGUUUGGGGACGUUCCUUAAUUAAUGGCAUGCAAUGGCAUUUAUAUACCCCGGUAUAGCUUAAUGUAAUUUUUAAUUUUCCCCUUUUCUCUUUAAGGGGUAUAUCAUUCAAAACUACUGAAAAAGUUACGAUGUACAAAUCGUUUUCGAAUUCUAUAUUCCUUUUUGAAUAAAUUGUUUAGACCAUGUGAUUUUUCGUCAAAACCAAGGGCCUAAAAACAAGGAAUAUACCCUUAUGGCUCAACCGAGCUGUAAUUCAAUCUGGUAAACACGUAAAGAAUGAUUUCAAUGGCAAAAAAUGUUUUAUUUUAACUUGCACAAGUUCAGUAUAGUUUCCAAUGUUAGACACCAUAUGUUUGCUCAUAUAAUUCUGUAAAAACCUUUUGUAGCAUCGAGAGUAAAAUAACCAGAGAAGUACCAGUACAUGAAUAAUUUAUACAGCAAACAGUGGAAAUUUUAGCGGCCCGUAACGGGGUGUAGUUUUCACCAUAGCAUCUACCAUUACCAUUGAUUUUAAUUUCUGGAAAUGGAUUCCCAAACUUUGUUUCACGUCAAACGACUCAAGUUUGAUAAAUGAUUAGCGCGUCCCAUAAUGGGGUACAUAUAUAAAGCCAUGUCAGUUGUUGUCUGGUCCUGGUACUAAUACAUUACUACUGAAAACUAGCCUUGGAUCAUUAGGAAAGCACAUGAAUAUUUAAUUGUCAUUAAGGCUUUGUAAAACGUAUCUGUGCUGUAGAAGCUGGCGACAUAGAUGCAUGGCAUUGUUUGCGUUGUUUUCAUUCCAUUUUAGAUUCAUCUUGUUCUAUUUAAUUUGUUUUGUUGAUAUGAGGGAUUGUUCAAUGUUGCUUUUGUAAUGUUUUCUAUUCUUUCAAUACGUUAACGAUGCGCUGUAAAUGGCUUCAAAAGAGCAUCUCCUUAAUUUCUGUAAAGCCGAGCCUAUUGCGUUUUAUUACAAAAUCGCGAAAUCGGCUUCUUUUAUUUCAGAAGGUUUAUUUAUCAGGUAUCAUGACAAAUACAAAUAUAAAAAUGAUCUGCAAUUGAAAAGCCCUUAAUGGCAUUAAGGUUACAAACAAACUUAUCCAAGUAUAGUUCGUAAAAUACUUAAGAAUUAUUUAUAUUCAAACACCUAUUUGUCACAGACGCUUCACUCUACCGUGAAGUAAUUAUUGUCUACAGCAAUCUAUUCCAUCAAUGUGAGGUAAAAACCUUUAUACGAGACUUAUUUUGUAAAUUUAAUUGAGAAGUAAGAUGGGUAAAUGUUCACAUGGGUAAAUGUUCAAUGUUUUCUUUUUUUUUUUGAAAAGCAGCUUAUACUUUUAGAUGGUUCUGUUGUCCUAUCCACAGCGAGAGUGACUUUACAGCAUUAAUAACUACAACAUGAAGGUUAUAUGGUCAGUUGCCAAUUUAACUCGCUCUAACUUAUACCCAAUAUGUUUAUUCCAUAAGAAAAAAAUAUAGAUGCUCCUGCUAGUCUGUUAAUCUAAUUACAUUCAGGGCCCGCGGAGUAGGAUCGAUCUACGUAGACCGAUAGUAAAAGCACAUUGAUUUUAGUUGCAAUGCUCAAUUCACAAAUAUGGAUUGACAACAUAGUGAACUAGAAAAGCACUCCGAGGGUGCAGGUCUCUGCAGGCAGCAAAGUCUCCAUCCAAUUCCG
Molecule: messenger RNA, 2741 nt
Organism: Lingula anatina
Lineage: Eukaryota; Metazoa; Brachiopoda; Lingulata; Lingulida; Lingulidae
Source: RefSeq, a predicted model, not a curated record